Messenger RNA from Daldinia decipiens, 486 nucleotides. RefSeq lists its product as uncharacterized. The record is from RefSeq and is a predicted model, not a curated record. Lineage: Eukaryota; Fungi; Ascomycota; Sordariomycetes; Xylariales; Hypoxylaceae. The coding region runs from base 1 to 486 and encodes 161 amino acids. The transcript has a single exon.
AUGGCCCAGAUCAAUUUCAUUCCUAGUGGUUGUCUGCUCGCAAUAUGUUUGAAUUAUGGAAUUCUAGAUGGCACGGCGCAAUCGAGUCUUAUUUCAGCCUGGGCCCAACAUUGUAAUAACCAACAAGGCAAUCAAGGAAGUCUCAGUACAUCAAAGGAACACCCUACACCAUACAUAUCUAAGCAGUCUAGUGAGGAUCAUAUCACUGCUCUAUGUCUCCCAGAUGCAUUGAAGGAUGAUGCGGUCCCCGUCACUCGAGAAGAAGAAGAAAUGACCAAACAAGAUGGCGUGCUAUGGCAGCUUCUUGGCCUUCGAAAAGAGGCCACAGGCCCGCUAGUAAAACCGACACCUCAAGACAGAGUGACAGCUAUCUUCACGGCCCCAAGGACAUCGAUUGCUCAUUUAAGGGAAUUGACGCAAGAUAUAAAAGCAGACAGCCCGGAGUCUUGCGUAUCCUUGUUCGACGCAGAGGCAGCUCUACUUUGA